GAAGAUGAGAGGCUGGGGCUUUUCUCUACAGUGCGCCCCUGUGUCCUGACUGUUUUGCGCUCAAGGUGGAGUUUUCUGCCACAUCACAUCAUAUUGCUGCCGCCACAGCGCGCACUGCUCAGGCGGUUGUCCUGAAAAGAGCAAGCUGUCAGCAGCAGGAAGCGGCUCAACAACAACAACGGAAGCGAGCGCGUUUUUUUUCUCGCAUUUCGGGACAAUUUUCACUCCUGCUCUGAGUAGAAGAGGUGGCGAGGAACAUGCGUUCAACGCGCAGGUGAAAAACAAGUCUGCUAAUUUAAGUUCUUCGCUGCAGCAACUUUUAAGCCACUCAGAAGAUUAUUUUUUUCUUGUUUGCUUUUGAAAUCUUUGAGAAAUGUCUCGUAAGAAGGCUGCCAAAGGCAAAGCCGCGAGCAGCAGUCCGUCUGCGGGCAGCCCCACCGGGAAGGGGACCGCCGGGAAAGCUGCGAGGAGCAGCCCAGGCAUCGUUCAGAUGAACGGCGUGGUCCAUCCCAGCAGACCCUCCAUCAGCAACAGCAGCGAGUUUUAUGACAUCGCUUUCAAGGUGAUGCUGGUGGGAGACUCAGGUGUGGGGAAGACGUGUCUUCUGGUCCGUUUUAAAGACGGUGCUUUCCUGGCCGGCAGCUUCAUCUCCACUGUGGGCAUCGACUUCAGGAAUAAAGUCCUGAGCAUUGAUGGAGUCAAGGUGAAGCUCCAGAUCUGGGAUACAGCUGGACAGGAGCGGUUCCGCAGUGUCACUCAUGCCUACUACCGUGACGCCCAUGCUCUGCUUCUGCUGUAUGACGUCACAAACAAGUCAUCCUUUGACAACAUACAGGCAUGGCUGACUGAGAUCCAUGAGUACGCCCAACAGGAUGUGGUGCUGAUGCUGCUGGGGAACAAGGCUGAUGCCACUCACGAGAGGGUGGUGAAAAGAGAAGAUGGUGAGAGACUUGCAAAGGAGUUCGGAGUUCCCUUCAUGGAGACCAGCGCCAGGUCGGGUCUCAAUGUAGAGCUGGCCUUCACUGCUGUGGCUAAAGAGCUGAAGCACCGGUCUGCGAAGGAUCCCAGUGACAAGUUUAAGCUCCAGGAGUACGUAAACAAGGAGAUGAAAACCACAAGCUGCUGCAGGUCUUAAAGACUGCCCCAGUCAUUACCUGGAUCUGAGAGAUUAUAUGUCUGUGAGUGUGGAUCACAUUCAUACUGUUGGUGUUCAUAUUUAAACCUGAUCAGAGAUGAGGAGUCAGCUCCAGCGAGGUACCUUUUUGUCCUUCUGUUUCUUCACUCACAAACCUCCCUGUCUUAGUCCACAUGACCUUCAUCUGUCGUACUGCGCACACACUGCCCUACACUAUUUUUGUAAGUCCUGCUUUUUGUCCUCCACUUCCCUCUGCAGAUGUGCAUGUAGUCCCAGGUUAUGGUUUGCAAAAAACAAAGUUAGACGCUACACACCUCAGUAUUUAAAGGGUAACUGUUUUUUUUUUUUUUUUAACUUGACCCUCUUUUCUCAAUGUUUUUGUAUCUAGGUGACAACCAUUAAUGAAGCAGGUCCAGUAUUAAGCAAGACUGCUGCAGUCAAAACAGGGUGCAAUGUAAACACUCUAGGCCUGUUCGCACUGUUAACUAAGGUCUUCUAAAAAUGCUUGUUUUUGCAUAGAUUUCAGUUUUAAGUGUUUUACAACAGUUGAGAGGGGCAGCCUAACUGAUAUGGCAUUUUUGUAAAGAGUAAGAUCCUUUUGUUUCACCAGAAACAGCCCCAAAAUCACCAUUAACAAAGCCACCAGACGCUGUUGAAAUGAACAGGAAUUUUAACAUUUUAAAACACACUUCAUUUAAAGUUGACUCACACAAAACAAAUCUCACAAAAGCUAUCCUGGUUAUCUUCUCGCUUUUCCAAAACAAAAAAUAACUCUGGUUUGGUUGAAGAAAACCCUGAAUUCACCUGGUUAGAUGUAAAAACAUACUGGCUCCAUACACAAUAAAAGUACGGUUCAUUUAUAUGGAGUCUGGUGGGUUUGGCGAUGCCGAUUUCUGGGCCGUUGCGCUUAAAUAAAAAGAAUCUUACUCUAACUCUGACACUGAGAAUAACUUGUGCCUCUCAGCAAAAGAUUUUUAGUGGAUGUAAUGUGAUGGUGCGAAAAUGCCCCAGGUGGUCACAUUGCAGCCUGUUUCACCAUUACAGCCCCUUGUACUAAUAGUGGACAAUACUGUCAAAAAUUGUUGUUGCUAUUAGUAACUUAGACACAAAAAUGUGAAACAUGUGGUCCAGGUUGAAAAUUUUGGAAUUUACCCUUUCACCUUUUUUCUUUGACUGUUGCUGCAUGAUAUUUUAACUAAAGACACCUACCUUUGCAUUACAUUGUGUUAUUUAAUUGUGCAAGGAGUUUAUGGUCUUCUUGUAAAGCCAUAUACAGUAUUUUUCACAUCAAUCAAUCACAUCAUUUAAAAUGUCAACAUUUUGGUUUAAUGUUAUCUUGCUCAGCGUUUGGAUGAAUGUUCAUUUAAUAGACAUAUAGUGACGUGAGUUCUGUGUUCAUGUCAGUAAUUCCAACAGGCUCUUUUGAGCCACUUUAGCUCACCAGCAUAAAAUUAAUCCAAGCAUUUCCAUGAUUCAGCUGUGGAUAUUUGGGAAUAUGUCUUACAUCUAGUAGUUGAUGUUGCCAUUUUGUAUACAAUUAAAUGAAAUAAAUAAUAGCAUUAUUAGCCACAAUCAGUUCUUCUUGUAGUAGACUUGAACUCCUUAGAUCAAAAAUUAAGUAUACAGUAGUUUAAAAAAGACCUGCAGAAACAUGGCAUUGCAUGGGUUAGAACCUAAAACAUUUUGGGGAGUUUUCCAGUAUUAAAGGAUCAUUGUUGAAUCUUGGAAAGCUCUAAUGCAACCUCUUUCUUAAUAUAUGUAUAUUAUUUUGAAAUUGUUAUUUAAAACAUGUUGUAAAUACUUACAUUUUUUUUCUGCAUGAAAAAAAAGUUUUGAUUUAGGAGGAUAGCAGCACUUUAGAUGGUAAAUAAGCGUACGAGUAGAAUUUUCGGGGGUUAUUGGGCGAGUUAAGAUCUACAGUAUAUUCACAAUGUUACUUAAAGUAUUGUAUAUGACACACCGAUGUGUAUAUUUGUCAUAUUUUUAAUGUUUCAUUUGUAGUCAGAUGUGCAAACAUUCUUGAGCUGCAUUUAUUUUCCAUUCAUAAAUAUAUAAAUGGGUAUAUAGUGCCAUGUUUUCUUAAGCAUUUGACAAGUAAGUUUCUUAUAAUCAGUUGACAAUAUUUAACUUGGUCUUCAUAAAAGAGGGCCUCUUUUUUAUAAGUUGCUUUGGUCAAUGUCAUCAUAGUCAUAGAAACUGGUUCUCUGUACAGUGUUUACUGUACAUUUAAAUGUUUUUCCAAUCUUGAUAGAGUAAUGUAUUAGCUUUUUGUUUUUACUACUUUUCAAUGUGCAACUUCUGUCUUGUAACUGAAAGUGAACAACAAUAAAAACAGA
Molecule: messenger RNA, 3471 nt
Organism: Plectropomus leopardus (leopard coralgrouper)
Lineage: Eukaryota; Metazoa; Chordata; Actinopteri; Perciformes; Serranidae
Product: ras-related protein Rab-26-like
Molecular function (GO): GTPase activity; GTP binding
Source: RefSeq, a predicted model, not a curated record